AUGAAUAGAGAGACUAAUUUCUUUCUUAGACUUCAAGUGAAACAGGUCCCUCAAGGGAUAUUCAUCCAUCAGGAGAAAUACACCUCAGAACUUCUAAAGAAAUACCCAAUGGACAACUACUCCUCUCCCAAGGUCCCAAUGGUCUUCGGAUAUAAAAUUUCUACUGAUUCGUCCAGAGAAUCAGUAGACCACAAAACUUAUAGAGGAAUGAUUGGCUCAUUGAUGUACCUCACCGCAAGCAGACCAGACAUUGUCUUCGCAACAGGCCUAUGCGCAAGAUACCGGGCCGAUCCGAAAGUAUCACAUAUGACUGUAGUUAAGCAAAUUCUCAGAUACUUGAAGGGAAGCAAAGCUCUUGGCCUCUGGUAUCCUGCAGCGAACGACUUCAUUCUUCAAGCAUUCACAGAUGCGGAUCAUGUCGAAUGCAGAUUGGACAGAAAAAGCACUUCCGGUGGCUGUCAAUUUCUCGUUGGAACACUCAUCAGCUGGUCAUCAAGGAAACAAAAUUGUGUCUCAUUGUCUACCGUAGAAGCUGAAUAA
Molecule: messenger RNA, 540 nt
Organism: Lactuca sativa (garden lettuce)
Lineage: Eukaryota; Viridiplantae; Streptophyta; Magnoliopsida; Asterales; Asteraceae
Source: RefSeq, a predicted model, not a curated record